This is a messenger RNA of Sturnus vulgaris (Common starling), 3370 nucleotides long. NCBI's taxonomy places the organism in Eukaryota, Metazoa, Chordata, Aves, Passeriformes, Sturnidae. The record is from RefSeq and is a predicted model, not a curated record.
UGGAUGGAUGGAUGGAUGGAUGGAUGGACGUUCAGGCUGUGCUCCUCAGGGAGCAGCACUAGGCGCUUAGGUUUCACUUUUCAUUCUCAGGUUGCUAAAUGCUUUGAGGAGAUGAGUGACUUUUUCCGUGCCAGGGAGAAAUCAGCACCGAGAUAUUAAAAAAAAAAACUUGGGGAAAAUCUUGGCCAGGGCCCAGGAUCCCUCAGAGGCAAGCAGGGAGCAGCUGUGGGUCCCGAUGUAGGGACUUGUAAAAGCUACAAAGAUUGGAUGUUUUUGGGGGGAACUGCAGCAUUUGAUCCUUGUAAGAGUAAUAAGGGAUGGAAGCUGUGAAGGAACUGUAGAGGUGACUUUGUAGUAGGAACAUCCCACAGGUGGUGGAAGCUGGGGUGGGACUGUCCCUGUCCUGUGGCCCUGUGCAGGGUGUGACAUCUGCCCAUGACAGAUGGACACUGGGGAGCUUGGGGGAGUGUUUGUGUUCAUAAUGCCUGAGCUGGACAGAGGGGUACAGAGGACCCCCAAUCAUUUCCAUCAGAGUAGUCUAAAUAAAACUAAUCCAUAGAGAAUUGCCUCUUGUGGCAAGAAACCAAAACUGAGAGACAGCAGGAGAGGAAGGCUGUCGCCUACAGCAUCAAUACUCCUGUGGGCUGAGGAGAUGCAGGACUAAUAAGAUUUAAAUACUGCAUCAAGCUUUCAUUUUCUCUUCUUCUAAAAUCACAUUUGCUAUGAAACAAAUGUACAGUAAUAUAAGAUGCCACAGUCACUGCACAUAUUUGAUUUCCUCUGUGAUUAUAAAGGAGAAAAUGUUGAUGACUCAACAAGUCUGUGUUUAACAAAACUACAUCAAACCCCAGGAAAACAUGCUCUUUGAUGGCAUAAUAAUUUUUUUGUUGUUUAUUUUGCUCUUUAUUUUUGUUUCAGGGUUGUUUUGCUUUUUAUUGUUAAGAACUAUGCUUUGACUAUGACCUUGUAACAUCACAUCCAUAAAUAGAAGUAGGUUUAGAUUCAGGGGAAACACAUUUUUUCCAGUGAUGGAAGAAGUAGGCCAGCCAUGCCAGCUCUCAUGAGAGGUGGGAAAGGCAGUGGCAGCUGUGAUAAGAAAUGUCACACACUAGGAAUUAAAGCACACAAAUUUGUUAUCUAUAAGUUUACUAUCAUUGAUUAGAGUUAGCUUUUUGUGAACAUCAUAAUGGAAGAAAAUGCUAUUUUCAAAUUUGAAUUUACUGCUGCUCCAUAGGUUUUUCUAUGAAAACCUACAGUGGAUUAAGCAGCUUCCCAUCUUCAUCAAAGUUUAAGUGAACUGUCACUUAACUGAAAGUAAAAAGCUUCUGAAAGAUGUCUGGAGGAGACAUGGCCAAACCUCUGCUGGGCCACGGGAGCACGGAGGGUGACUGCAGCCCCCCGGCGCCGGCCGGGCGCCCCGUGGGGGUGCUGGGCAGCGGGGACUUUGCGCGCUCCCUCGCCCUGCGCCUCGUCUGCUCCGGGCUCAAGGUGGUGGUCGGCAGCCGCAACCCCAAGCGGAAAGCCAGCCUGUUCCCUGCUGCAGCAGAGGUCACCUUCCAGGCAGAGGCGGUGAAGAAGGCGGAUGUCAUCUUUGUGGCGAUUUUCAGGGAACAUUACUCCACCCUCUGUGACCUGGCUGAUGUGCUGGUGGGCAAGAUCCUGGUGGAUGUUAGCAACAACACCGAGAUCAACCAUCACAAGGAAUCCAACGCCGAGUACUUGGCCUCCCUGUUCCCAGCCUGCACCGUGGUAAAGGGGUUUAAUGUGGUUUCUGCGUGGACGCUGCAGUCGGGUGCCAGGGAUGGAAAUAAGCAGGUUCUGAUCUGCUCAAAUAACCAAGAAGCCAAGCGCACCGUAGCAGAAAUUGCCCAAGUCAUGGGAUUCACCCCUGUGGACAUGGGCUGCAUGUCAUCAGCCCGUGAGAUCGAGAACAUUCCCCUGCGCCUCUUGCCAGCCUGGAAAAUCCCCAUCUUUUUGGCUCUGGGGCUUUUUCUUUGCUUCUUCACCUACAACCUGAUCCGGCAGGUCAUCCACCCUUACAUCAGGGAGCAGAAGAACAAGCUGUACAAGAUCCCCAUCGAGGUGGUGAACACCACUCUGCCCUGCGUGUCCUACGUCAUGCUCUCUCUGGUCUACCUGCCCGGGGUGCUGGCAGCCUGCUCCCAACUCUACUAUGGCACCAAGUACAGGCGCUUCCCAGAUUGGCUGGACCAGUGGCUCCAGCACAGGAAGCAGAUUGGUCUCCUGAGCUUCUUCUGUGCAGCCCUGCACGCUGUGUACAGCCUGUGCCUGCCCAUGCGCCGUUCCCACCGCUACCUGUUAAUCGAGACGGCCGUCAAGCAGGCUGUGGAGAAGAAGAUGACAAUCUGGGUAGAGGAGGAAGUCUGGAGGAUGGAGAUUUAUAUCUCUGUUGGAAUAAUUGCCCUGGGCUUGCUGUCGUUACUUGCCAUCACUUCACUUCCAUCCAUCGCAAACUCUCUCAACUGGAGGGAAUUCAGUUUCAUUCAGUCCUCCCUCGGAUUUGUUGCCUUGGUGGUCAGCACUCUGCACACACUCACCUACGGCUGGUCGAGGGCCUUUGAUGAGAAUCAGUACAAAUUCUACCUGCCCCCCACCUACACCCUCACACUGCUCGUCCCAUGCACUGUGAUCAUAGCCAAAGUCAUCUUCAGUUUGCCCUGCAUCCAGCACAGACUUCUGCGAAUCAGGAGGGGCUGGGAGAAGGGCAGAUACGUCAAAUUUGUUCUGCCCAGCGCAACGGGGGAGUUUUCAAGCGGGGAGACCUCCAGUAAUGUCUGACAGCCCCAGCUUUGAGGAUUUCUAAGCACUAUCAACAUUUCUAUAAAGAUGUUUCUUUUUCUUAAAUAUAUGUAUGUUUUGGUACAAUGGUAUUGUGGAUAAAAAAAAAUAAAAUUUGGUGACUUUAGAAAAUGGAUGGCCAUCAAACUAGGUUAGGCAGUAGUAGUGAAAUUGUAUUGCUGAUUUGCUAGGACAAUUAUUGCCUUAAAAAUGACUGUGAGAGCCGAGCUAGCAGCACUAACAUACACAGGAAACUGAUGGACUCUGUUAGUCAGAUCAGUCACUUGAUGUGCUGGCUGGCAGCUCCCCAAACCAGUACUUCUCGGUUGCUUUCCUAGCUGCUCUCAUAAUGCCUUUUUUUUUAACACGAGGUUGCACAGAUUUUCUGGGGUUUAUGACUGCAAAGAUACCCUGCCUCUUGAGUGUAUGGAUCAAUCAAGGCAGUGAGGUUUACAAAGAUCAAUUGCUGUUGGUUUUGUUCUCCUCAGUGAACUCUGCGGACAAGUCAGAACAGCUAAAUUCAUCUUAUUGUGACAGCAGAUUUUACUAAAAACAUCAAAUCUGACAGUAA